This is a messenger RNA of Lontra canadensis (Northern American river otter), 522 nucleotides long. RefSeq names its product transport and Golgi organization protein 1 homolog. The transcript is spliced from 6 exons. The record is from RefSeq and is a predicted model, not a curated record. Gene Ontology annotation, biological process: vesicle cargo loading; endoplasmic reticulum to Golgi vesicle-mediated transport; protein secretion. Gene Ontology annotation, cellular component: endoplasmic reticulum membrane; endoplasmic reticulum exit site. Lineage: Eukaryota; Metazoa; Chordata; Mammalia; Carnivora; Mustelidae. The coding region runs from base 1 to 522 and encodes 173 amino acids.
AUGAUGCUGCAAAGGCUGCUCUUCUGGUUCCUCUUGCUCCCGUGUCCCAGUUCCCCAAACCUAAAUCUUGUCCUUUCCUUGCCUGACCAUUUCUGUCUUGGCCCCAAUGUGAUUAAAGUUCUGUGGAAGUUUCUCAUUUUAACUGCCUCCUUGGGAACCUGUGCCUUUCUCAUUUACUUCUGGAGAACCGUCCUCACUGUAAAGCCUCGACAAUAUGAAGUUACUUUAGACCAAAUAAAGAAGAAGAUUGAUGACUUUAAAAAGGAAAACAGGAAUCUUGAAAAAAAUUUAGCUAGUUGGGAGGAGAAGAUCAGGGAAGCAAAGAAGCAAGCUGAAACAAAGAGAGAACAUAAGGUUUCCCUUGCUGAAGUACAUAAAUUGAAACAAAACCAAGUUCUCAGGUCAUGGCACAAACGCUCAAAAGGAAACUCAUCCUUUACAGAAAGUAAAAAGUUCCUGGAAGACAAGUGUAAUGCCCCGAGUUCUCAGAAAACAGCUAAAGAAGCAGAAUUGAACUGCUGA